Molecule: messenger RNA, 2331 nt
Organism: Musa acuminata AAA Group (dessert banana)
Lineage: Eukaryota; Viridiplantae; Streptophyta; Magnoliopsida; Zingiberales; Musaceae
Product: intermediate cleaving peptidase 55, mitochondrial-like
Exons: 14
Coding region: 109-1569 (486 amino acids)
Biological process (GO): proteolysis
Cellular component (GO): mitochondrion
Molecular function (GO): manganese ion binding; metalloaminopeptidase activity
Source: RefSeq, a predicted model, not a curated record
UAUGGUUCCAUUUCAACGGCCAGGAUCAGAGCACUCUCGUAUAUUACAUGGCGGAGGGAGGCCAAGCGAGAGUGGAGGGAGCUUUCGAACAAUAAACGUUGGCAAGAAAUGGCGAUGUCGAGCUUUAGAAGAAGGAAGGUCAUCUUUCAAUCUUUAUCAAAUUUAUGUGGUUAUGUUGGACGUGUUGCAUAUGCCACAAAAAGGACUAUUGAUUUUGGGCAGCCAACUUCACUCUCUCAUCCUGAGUUAGUGGGUGAAGAUGAGAUUACACCUGGGAUAGCAACUGAUGAAUAUAUUUCAAGAAGGAAAAGGCUUCUGGAGUUGCUCCCUGAAAAGAGCUUGGCUAUCAAUGCUUCUGCCCCUGUGAAAAUGAUGACAGAUGUUGUGCCCUACCCAUUUAGACAAGAUGCUGAUUUUCUUUAUCUUACAGGUUGCUUGCAACCUGGUGGUAUAGCAGUUCUAAGCGAAGAGUGUGGCCUUUGUAUGUUUAUGCCAGAUCCAGAUCCUCACGAUGCAGUUUGGCAAGGUCAAGUUGCCGGAGUGGAAGCAGCCUUGGAAUUUUUCAAGGCUGAUAAAGCAUUUCCACUGAGUGCGAUGCACAAGAUCCUUCCUCAAAUGAUGAGACAAGCAUCGAGAUUGUUUCACAAUGUAAAGACAGCAUCACCAUCUUAUACAGAGAUGGAGCCCUUUAUUAAGGCAUCUUUCAACAACAAAGUCAAAGAUCUUUCAGCCUAUACUCAUGAAUUACAGUGGAUAAAGUCUGCGUCUGAACUCAAGUUGAUGAGGACUUCUGCAUCAAUUGCAUGUCAGUCUUUGUUGCAAACCAUGUUGCUUUCAAGAAUAUUUCCAGAAGAGAGCAAGUUGUCAGCUAAGGUUGAAUAUGAGUGCAAGAUGAGAGGUGCUCAAAGAAUGGCGUUCAAUCCUGUAGUUGGUGGGGGUGUCAAUGGUAGCGUUAUACACUACUCACGAAAUGAUCAGAAUAUUAGAGCUGGAGAUCUUGUAUUAAUGGAUGUUGGUUGUGAGUUUCAUGGUUACUUAAGUGACUUAACCCGCACAUGGCCUCCUUGUGGUAGCUUUAGCCCUGCUCAGGAAAUAUUGUAUAGUCUGAUUCUGGAGACAAAUAAGGAAUGCUUGAAGCUAUGCAGACCAGGCAUCAGCCUUCAGCAAAUUCAUAAUUAUUCAGUUAAAAUGCUCAGGAGAGGACUCAAGGAGAUUGGUGUUCUGAAUGAUGAAGUCAGUUACUUAUACCAUCAGCUAAAUCCAACAUCAAUAGGUCAUUAUUUAGGAAUGGAUAUUCACGACUGUGCCAUGAUUAAUAAUGACCGUCCUCUGGAGCCUGGUGUUGUGAUCACAAUUGAGCCUGGAGUGUAUAUCCCUUCAUCUUAUGAAGGACCAGAGAGGUACUGUGGCAUCGGAAUAAGGAUUGAAGAUGAAGUCCUCAUUACCGAAACUGGCCACGAGGUGCUUACUGGAUCAAUGCCUAAAGAGAUUCAACAUAUUAAGUCUUUGCUGAACUAUACACACGGUGAAGCUUCGGAAGCCUCUGACUUGAUAACGGCAUUUAACUAAGGCGAUGCAGAAGAUCCCAAGUACCAAAGAUCGAUUACAUGGCGUAGAAAACAUCCCCUUAUUAUUCAAAAACAGAUGGAAGCAACUGCGAUGCCAUUUUGUUCAUUGUUCUACAGGUGAGGCAGUAUUACCAAUCAUCUUAAGAGAGCGUCCAUAGGAAAUAUCUGUAACCACGAGACCAAAGUAAAUUUGGAAACAAACUAAUUAGAGCUGUGACCUGACGGAAUCUUUCACAUAUUUGAUGCUUUGCCUUCAUGGAAAAAGAAACUUUUUUUUUUUUUGAGCAAUUCAAUAGUGCCCCGCUAUCUAAGAGGGUUUUUGAGCAAUUCAAUAUAUAGCCAUCAAACUUUUUAUUUGGCUGCACUCCGUAUAUACGUAACCUUGCUGCUGCUGCCCUCACCACUGCUUCUUGCCUUUCUUCUUUUUCUUGAAGCUGCCUUUGGAGCAGCUGCCAUUUCCGGGAGAGGGGCUCUCGUUGGAUGUGCUGUUGUUGUUGGCUUCAAACAUGCCUGACUGCAUUGCAUUCUGCAACCACUCGAAGAAUUCUUCCUCGGUGAUGGCCUCUUCGUUGUUGCUUGUCGGCCCACCUCCUCUUGGGCCCGAACCAGAUCCCUUGGAGCUAGUUUGCUUUGUUAGACUGGUGUUCACAUGAAAACUUGGCUUGUGAGUGUUGGCAGGGCAUUUCAUUCCCUGAAACAGCAUAAGCAGAGUGUUUAGAACAGCCUUUAUAUUUAAAUGCAAAUAUUCAACAAUCUCACCUGA